AUGACUUCCAAUCAGCUUGGUAAGGUUUUAUGCCACUCCAUCUACACACCUAAGAAAAUAACAGCCAUGUUGGUAUUAACGUGGCUCUAUCCAGCAUUAGUCUGCUCCCUUCCAUUCUUUGGUAUCGGUAAAUGGGGUUACUCAGACAAGUACAAGACUUGUACUCAAGACACCUCGGCUGAAUCUAGCGAUCUCUUUAGUUCGUUGGGAUCUGCUUUUAUCUUCCCCAUCCAACUCAUCAUUUUGUUCGUCUGUUACUUCAAGAUUUACCGCCACGUCACAGGCCACAUGAAGAAGAUGGUGGAAAAGGGCAUUGAGAUGCCGGAUUCCUCCACCGCGUCGAAUAGCAGCACCACCGUAAAGAUCAACAAGAGGCAGCUUGAGAUCACCAAAAAUCUCUUCAUUGUGGUGUGCGCCUUUAUUGCAUGUUUGGCUCCCUUCUUCAUUGCUCUGCUGAUACCGCCCAGCGAUCCCAUCAUCCCGUGGACUGGGGCGAUCAUCAUCUUCAACAGCGCCGUCAACCCCGUCAUCUACGGGGUCAAACACCCGCACUUUAAGGAGGUGCUCCGUCACAUGCUCCGGUGUCGGUACCACAUGAUUCCGGAACCAUCUAGCUGUCUCAGAACGAUGAGAACAAAAUAG
Messenger RNA from Asterias rubens (European starfish), 642 nucleotides. Its product is annotated as rhodopsin, GQ-coupled-like. Gene Ontology annotation, molecular function: G protein-coupled receptor activity. Bases 1 to 642 code for a protein of 213 amino acids. The record is from RefSeq and is a predicted model, not a curated record. The transcript is spliced from 2 exons. Lineage: Eukaryota; Metazoa; Echinodermata; Asteroidea; Forcipulatida; Asteriidae. Gene Ontology annotation, cellular component: membrane. Gene Ontology annotation, biological process: G protein-coupled receptor signaling pathway.